AGGGGGCAGUGACACACGUGUCACCGUCACCGUGGCGACGCGGCGGUGACGCGCUGUGCCCGCGACCCUCCCCGGAACGGGCGGGCGGCGCGCGCUGAGCGCGUCACCGGGGGCGGCGGCGGCGGCGGCGGCUGGACGGGCCCGGGGCGCCGCCAUGGAGAGCGCGAACCAGGAUAUCAACCUUAACUCUCCCAACAAAGGUCUGCUGGCGGAUGCCAUGACAGAUGUUCCCGUGGAUAACGCGGCCCGGGGCGCUGCGCCCCAGGGAUUGACUCUGGCCGAGGAGGAGGAGCUGAGAGCCGAGCUCGCCAAGGUUGAAGAAGAAAUUGGUACUCUCAGACAAGUUCUGGCUGCCAAAGAGAGGCACUGUGGAGAGCUGAAGAGGAAGCUGGGUCUGACUCCCUUGGAUGGGCUAAAGCAGAACCUGUCCAAAAGCUGGCAUGAUGUCCAAGUCUCCAACGCUUAUGUGAAAACAUCUGAGAAACUUGGAGAGUGGAAUGACAAAGUGACACAGUCUGACUUAUAUCUUUCAGCCAGCAGCACACUGGAGGACUGGAAUGAAAAAUUAACUCAAUCAGAAGCUUAUAAGAAGACCCAGGAAACCCUUUCCCAGGCAGGACAGAAGACUUCAGCAGCCCUUUCCAAUGUAGGUUCUGUUAUCAGCAGGAAGCUUGGUGACAUGAGGAAUUCUGCAACCUUCAAGUCCUUUGAAGAUAGAGUUGGGACCAUAAAGACUAGUAUUCGGGCAAAUGGCCUCUCAGAUAUGUGAAGUCUUGGCUACAUCCCGAGUGGUGGGCAGCAGGGAAAACAGCACUGACGGCCUCCACUCUCCCUCUGGAGCUGGGGACAAGCCUCCACAAGACAACGCUCCCUUCUAGGCCUGGAUGUGGCUUUGCACAGCUGUGCACAACUGGAAGAGCCCCCUCCCUCCCAAACCUUCACCACAGCAACAACAUGCGAAUCCAAGAAGGGGCUGAGAGCCAGUCUGGAGAGAUCCAUCCUUCAUUCAUAGACACUGCUGCUGGAUCCAAGUCAAAUAAAGAGAAUGCAAAGUUUUGUACACAAAUAAUAUUUUACACUAAAGUUUGUAGAUUAAAUUUAUCACUGCUGUCCUUUUGGGAGAGCGUGUAAGCUGGAGUUUCCUCAUAGUAGCUCAGAAACGCCACUGCUGUGGAUGCAAACAGUUUUCCCUUGUCUGUCAUGGCUUGGAGCAGAUACAUGGCCCUGAGCAGCAUGAGGAGGGCAGUAACUGAAGAAGCCAAGUGCAUGGGCACCUUAGCUUCAGCUUCUGGCUCCGUUCUCUGUGUGGGCUACUCUGAGAGCUCCCAGGCUUCUCCUGUUACUGUUUUCUCUGGCUCUCAUUGGAGCUGUCAGGCUGAUGGGGUAAACAGUUGGGGUUUUUUCUGGGCUCCUAAAAGGCAAACUUCACUUAGCAGCUGCCUCAUUGUUACACUAAUGCUCUAGCUUUAACAAAACUAAGAAUCUUUAUUUUUAAAUGCAACGAACUUUAAAGAAAUAAAGCGUAAAAACAAACAAACAAAAAAAAGCUUUUGCAUAUUAGGGCAAAGCUCCCUUGGACUCUGAAGCUGAACUGCAAGCCUUACAUCACUUAUGCUUUACUUGUUUAUGAUUUAUUUUCUGUAGAGGAGACUGCAAGGGUUCUAAAGCUGGUUGUUGAGCACUGGAGUUUUGCAUCAUGCAGUCAUAGCAGCAUGUUUAUAAAGCCAGUUCUUGUGUUAAAUUCAGUGGUGCACUCUUGAGUGUAUGAAACUUGCUUCUCCCUUCUCAGCUUAUCCCUUCAUUCUUGGAGGAGGAAUUUCUGAAGGCUGGAAUAUGGAUACCAUUGGAGGGACUCUGCUCUGCUCUCUGAGGGCUCCUCCAGCUGGUACAUCUGGCUGUGACUGGAUGGGUUUCUCAGUUGAAAGCCCCAGCUCUAAUUUUAGUUUACAAAACUGGCAGAGAGUCAUGGAGCUCACCCAGUCCCUCCAGGGGCUGGAUGUUUUGCUCUUUUGAUGUCCAACUUCAUUGCUCAGGAGCUGACAAAUUCCAAGUUUUCUCCUAGAGGCCUGGUCUUAUUCUAGGCAAGGUGCCUCCACAUAGAAAUACCUAGAGUGAGCAAUUCUGUGCCUUAGAGGCGAAGUGGGACUUACUCAGGUCUUUAAACUUAUGUACAUAUCUGGGUAGUUUUAGUGGUUGAUCACCCCGGAGGGACUGAACUGCCUCUGACCCUUUAGAGAAGCAAGUUUUGACACUGAUUUGAUAAAUCUCCAUUUCCCCCACCCCUGCUCCCCUCCCUCUGCAGACCUGGGGAUGUGGGAUGAGAUGUUAGUGGGCAGAUGUACUAGGCCAUAGGUGGAGUGUAGAGUGUCGUUCACAGGCACUCCUCGUUUGACUGGAACUGUGAGGAGCAGACCCAGUGAAAUGGGGACUGCAGGAGCUUGGGUAUGGAACUGUUUCUCUUUAAGAUAAAGACUGAGGAUAUGUGUCAAUAAAGAAUUCCUUUGGGAGAAAAUGG
This is a messenger RNA of Serinus canaria (Common canary), 2515 nucleotides long. It is a transcript of the gene TPD52L2, whose product is annotated as TPD52 like 2. Gene Ontology annotation, cellular component: cytoplasm. The coding region runs from base 155 to 769 and encodes 204 amino acids. NCBI's taxonomy places the organism in Eukaryota, Metazoa, Chordata, Aves, Passeriformes, Fringillidae. The transcript is spliced from 9 exons. The record is from RefSeq and is a predicted model, not a curated record.